AUGAAUGUACCAAUUCUAAUGUCUGCUUUAUUCUAUGUAAUGGUAUUGUUCGGGUCAGGAGCUCUACCACACACGAAAGGCAAAGAACUAGAUGACCUGAGUGACACCUACAGAGAAUCGACGCCACUAUUAAUAGAAAAUGAGACAGUACUUCUGAUUCAAAAUACUUCGUUCUCUAUCAAGAGUAUAUCAAAUGAAAAUAUAAUGAACAGAUCGGCUUGCACUUGGACCAACAAGAGGAUAACUAACUCGACUCUCUUCCCAUCAGUUCGUGAUGAGGCAGUGUGUAACUGUAAAUCCUGUAAUGAAUUUAACGAGAUGCACGCAUGUGAACCUGUUCGUACACCGAUGUUCUUUCUCAAACGCAUAUCAACAUUCGGACGCUUUGCGUAUGUACCAGUCAUAUUGGAAGUCGCUACAGGAUGUACGUGUGUACACAAGAAUAUUGUCUAA
Acanthosepion pharaonis is the source of this 453-nucleotide messenger RNA. The record is from the annotation of a GenBank genome assembly. Lineage: Eukaryota; Metazoa; Mollusca; Cephalopoda; Sepiida; Sepiidae.